AUGACCGCCGCUACCGCAAACGAAAAGCCUCCCCAACAAGUGGACAACAGCCUGUCAAGCUCGAUUCCCGACAGCAACAGCACCGAAAGCCACGAUGAUGCGGCACAGCACGACGCGUCCGACCCGGGGCCUCCUCCAGACGGAGGCUUCCAGGCGUGGUCUCAAACUGUUGUCGCUCAUCUGGUCAUGUUCAACUCCUGGGGAUACAUCAAUUCCUUUGGAUUCUUCCAGUCUUACUACGUCUCUGCUUUAGGAGUUUCUCCGUCCGCAAUCUCCUGGGUCGGCUCUGUUCAAAUCUUCCUCAUCUUUUUCGUCGGCACCUUCUCAGGACGCGCGACCGACGCUGGGCACUACCGAAAGGUUAUAGUGGCCGGACUCUUCCUUCAGCUUCUUGGAGUAUUCAUGACGUCGUUGUCGACAAAGUACUGGCAGUUAUUUCUCGCCCAAGGAAUCUGCACAGGGCUUGGCGAUGGAAUGACGUUCUGCCCAACGAUUGCGCUUCUGGCGACGUACUUCGUCAAGAGACGAUCGAUGGCUAUUGCCAUAAACGCUUCAGGUGCUGGCAGUGGUGGAAUAUUCUUUCCACUGAUUGCCCAACAACUACUGCCCAAGAUUGGAUUUGGCUGGACGGUCAGGGUCAUGGGAUUCGUGAUGCUGUUCAACACAGUCAUCAUUCUCGCUUUGGCUCGAACGAGACUGCCACCAAGAAAACUGGGACCAAUUGUUGAAUGGUCAAGUUUCAAAGAACUUCCUUACGCGUUGUUCUGCGUUGGAAUGUUUCUCAGCUUCUGGGCAAUCUUCUUCGCGUUCUACUACUCGGUAUACCAGCACGCAUACUUCUAG
This is a messenger RNA of Colletotrichum chrysophilum, 843 nucleotides long. RefSeq lists its product as uncharacterized. The transcript has 2 exons. The record is from RefSeq and is a predicted model, not a curated record. Gene Ontology annotation, cellular component: fungal-type vacuole membrane. Gene Ontology annotation, molecular function: transmembrane transporter activity. Gene Ontology annotation, biological process: transmembrane transport. The coding region runs from base 1 to 843 and encodes 280 amino acids. NCBI's taxonomy places the organism in Eukaryota, Fungi, Ascomycota, Sordariomycetes, Glomerellales, Glomerellaceae.